Molecule: messenger RNA, 3780 nt
Organism: Durotheca rogersii
Lineage: Eukaryota; Fungi; Ascomycota; Sordariomycetes; Xylariales; Xylariaceae
Product: P-loop containing nucleoside triphosphate hydrolase protein
Exons: 4
Coding region: 1-3780 (1259 amino acids)
Molecular function (GO): ATP-dependent chromatin remodeler activity; ATP binding
Source: RefSeq, a predicted model, not a curated record
AUGUGCCAGCAGGCUGAAUUUGAAAUGCUCUGCGUGGUACACGGUGCUCGCUCCGUGGCUCAGGGUAAGCCCACACAGAGCCUCGACUACGUCUCUCAGGUCGCGCGCGGUCUCCCGGCAGAUGGCCUCGGCGAUGCCUCGCAUCUCGACGUAUCGGCCGACGGCCUCGUCCCUCUCCCCAAGGCAUCUGUAGACGAAGUAUCUCUGCCAGACCUCCACGGCGCCGUGCUGGUUCUGGAGUUGCCAGCGUCUCGUGCCGGGACCGGGAUACCGCAGGCGAUCCAUCAUGCCGCCUGGCUUGGAAAAUACAUCCCCGUUGGGUGCUUAGAGGUAUCGGUGGAUGAAACCCGCCCGUCAUCACCCGAACUUCGCAGCUUGGUCGACCCGUCACAAGGGUGGUUGUUCUUCGCCCGGCCCCGGGACGAUAUCCCCGUGCCACUACGUCUUCCGGCUUCAGUGCAAGAUGACUUUCUCAAAUUACCCCCCAUACUGCCCUUUGUCGGCUUAUGGCGAAGUCGAUGGAUCCAGAUGGCGAUAAGUCCUUCCUCUGGCUAUGACCGCAUAGCGCGGAUUCGAAUAUACAUUCUUCCACAGGACGUUGAUAGACGCUUCAUUAACCUAACACCUGAGUUGAUGAAGGCAACCUCGCGCCUUAUUUCUUCGCUUAACUACUCGCCAGCAUGUUGGGGCGGCGCAAUCGACGCUGACCGUCAGAACCGCCCGACGCCGAAUAGCAAACACGACUUGCCAGAGGACCAGGGCUCCUCGCCCUUAGCCAUGUUCAACAGUGUCCCGUCUCCCGACCCUCACCCGGAGCUGGAGCCUGACCCGGACACCCGUGACGCCAUGCAGUGUUUAUUAGACAGUCAGCUUUGCGGCCUAACUACCAAGCUUUACCCUUACCAGGGCAGAUCUGCUGCGCUCAUGGUUCAACGCGAGGAACAACCGGGCAGGACUAUCGAUCCCCGUCUCCGGUCGGCGCUCGACCAGGAAGCGAAGCCUUGGUACUACGACGAGGUCUCUGGUUCCGUUCUGAGAGAGCCGAGGUACUAUGACGGGCUACGCGGCGGGAUACUUGCGGAAGAGAUGGGUACUGGAAAGACUCUCAUCUGCUUAGCCCUGAUCCUCAGUACAAAGCACGAACCAACAAAAGCCCCGGAGCCUUUCGUUGCGGAAACCCCCGCCAGGUCGAAGAAAGCGAGCUUGAUGGAUAUGGCUGCUGCCACGGCGAAUAGGCGCUCCAUACCAUGGAGACCCUACUUCGAGGCUUACGCUGCUCAAUACGGUUACGAAUUCCAGCAUUGUAUACGCGCGCUAACACACCCAGAAAAUCGCGCCCUGUAUAAAGUGCGCAACAUCCUAGUGGAGCCGCGGAAAAGUAUCAGGAUCGCGCCGCUCGUCGUGCCGCCAAAGGAGGUCUAUCUGAGCUGCACAAGCCUCAUCAUCGCCCCUGAUAACCUUGUCAAACAGUGGCAGAGUGAAAUCGACAAACAUACCACUGGUCUACAGGUCCUCGUGCUCGCGAAAAAGGAACAGAUCCCGCCGAUAACGGUGUUGUUGGAUUACGACAUAAUUCUCUUCUCCGAAACCCGCUUUGAAAGGAUCCAGAGAGAACGAAUGGAUGCGGAGGGGAAAGCGUCCGAUAUUUAUUGCCCGCUUGAGCACAUUCGAUUCAAACGAUGUAUUAUAGACGAAGGUCACAAAUUAGGCAACAGAGGCUGGAAAUGGAAGAGCGACGUGAUGAUGGUUAUCGACCGUCUUGAGAUUGCCGCUCGGUGGGUCGUCACAGGGACACCGUCGCGGGGUCUCUAUGGCGUAGACCCGCAGCCCCCCGUCGCUGGAGGCACAGCGGGCAAUGGGAAUGCUAGAGGAGGACUACAGUCUACUAAAAGGCAGGAGAGAGAGGAUCUGCAACGAAUCGGCAACCUUGCAAUCAAGUUUCUCAAAGUUCGACCGUGGGCUAACACGAAGGAGGAGGCUGGAGACAGCGUAGCCGACUGGAAGGUGUACGUAAUGCAUCCAAGCCGGCACGCCCAUGGCCACGGUCCCCACGACUGUUUAAAACGCGCCCUCGAUUCGUUGAUCAUCCGCCAUCGAUUGUCGGACAUCAGCACACUUCUUCCUCCUGUGGACGAGAAGAUUGUACUACUAGAUGGGUCUUAUCAGGAUAAGCUCUCGUUGAAUCUCUUCUCCAUGAUGAUAAUCUUCAACUCCGUACAGUCGCAACGCACGGAUAUGGACUACUUCUUCCACGAGAGACAGCGAAAGAGCCUCAUCCAACUCGUCAAGAAUUUGAAGCAGGCGAGUUUUUUUGGCGGCGUAUUUUUCUCUGCCGACGAUAUCGCCAAAUCCAUAAAUACCGCAGAAGAAUUCCUGCAGAAAAAAGCCGUCAAGAUCAGCAGAGACGAUGAGAAUCUCCUAACCGAAGCGAUUGCCUUCGCCAAGAUCGCAGCGAAGAACAAGCUAAAAGAUAUUAGCAACAAGUACCACACAAUGCCUUUAUACCUCGAAGGCUUCCCCGGGGGCAGUGGGAGGAGAUGGUCCCUCGACGACGACGACGACGACGACGACGAGGGAGAUGGCAAGGCCAUCUGCACCGACGCCGGGAUGAUUUAUGCCCUUCAGAGGUUUCUAAAUCCUUGCCUCGACGCCCCGACAUCGCUGCGGGUCAUGAUAGAGAGUGGGCGCCUCGACCGGCAGGGUGAAGCUGAACGUUCCCACAUCUUGCUGGCGGCUACGGACACAACCAACAACUCCACAGCACAGCCAGCUCGGGCAUCGUCGUUGGCCGGGAAUACCCCCCUGGGCGAGGACCACCAUUCGAAGCCGAAAUCCGGGGUAUUGGAAAAGGCGAUACAAUCGCUCGCCGGGGCGGACACAGCAAGCCCGGGGAGUCAUGUGGAGAUCGCGGAGCCUCUGGCGAAGACUAGGAUCAUCUCGACUAUUUCGGCCAAGUUGUCCUAUCUCAUUGACGCUAUCAUUAGGUAUCAGGACGAAGAGCAAAUCAUUGUUUUCUACGAAAACAACAACAUUGCAUACUACCUGGCGAGCGUGCUAGAAAUUUUGCAAAUCCAGCACUUGAUCUAUGCGAGAGCAGGCCUCGACGCGAAUCGGCGUGCCCAAUACGUUACGACCUUCACGCACAGCCCUAGAUUCAGGGUUUUGUUGAUGGAUAUAAGCCAGGCCGCCUUCGGGCUUGACAUGCGUAGCGCGUCCCGUAUAUACUUCAUCAGCCCGGUCUUGAACCCACAGGUUGAGGCGCAAGCUAUCGGACGAGCGCGCCGGAUCAGCCAGCAGAAGCCGGUGUCGGUUGAGACACUUGUAUUACGUGGUAGCAUCGAGGAGGUUAUUGUCAACCGGCGCAGGCAGAUGACACACGCCGAACAUAGCAAGGUCAAAUCAAUCCUCGAUGACAGACACAUAUACCAGUGGAUACUGAACGCGAAGAUCAUCCCGAUGCCUGCCGAUGACGAGGACGGCGUCGCGCAAACCGCCCUGUUAACAGCGCCCCAAUCUAUCUUCGGCCGGGGCUUCGGCCGCCAGAUCGACCCCAAUGAGGGAUUGGUUAUGGGGAACCCGGAGGCCAAGGCUCAUACGAAUACAAAACUCGGGGCGAUAGGCAUGGAUGAGGCUGUCCGGGUACCGUUCAAGCCUAGCAGAGGCCUAAAGCGGCCCCAGAGCCCUUCCCCGAGUCCCAGCACUCAGGGUAUGCAAGGCCCCAACGGGGGAACGGAUGAGUCGGCGCCCAAACGAAGGCUCCAUGUAGCAUUUACCGUCUGA